This is a messenger RNA of Boeremia exigua, 1029 nucleotides long. Its product is annotated as fructose-bisphosphate aldolase-like protein class-II. Gene Ontology annotation, molecular function: zinc ion binding; aldehyde-lyase activity. The coding region runs from base 101 to 997 and encodes 298 amino acids. NCBI's taxonomy places the organism in Eukaryota, Fungi, Ascomycota, Dothideomycetes, Pleosporales, Didymellaceae. The record is from RefSeq and is a predicted model, not a curated record. Gene Ontology annotation, biological process: carbohydrate metabolic process. The transcript has a single exon.
UUCAACAGCCGCUGCAAGCUUGCAUUCACGAAUUUACCCGUCCUCUUUGCAUUUCCUGCUCUCCAACCCACCGCUUCUCUCGCACAAUUCAUCUGUAGCCAUGCCUUCCAACGGUGUCCCUGAUCUUUCACAAAACAAGGCCGUCAAGCUGGUCAAACAUGCCGCCGACAACAACUACGCCAUCUGCGCAACCUGCUGCUACAAUGUCGAGGGAAUCUUGGCCUCGGUACGCGCCGCAGAGGCAAAGCGCUCGCCGCUGAUCAUACAACUCUUCCCCUGGGCGGUGCAAUACGCCGACGGCAUCCUCGUCCACGCCGCGCGCGAAGCCGCCGACAGUGCCACGGUCCCCGUCGCGCUGCACAUGGACCACGCGCAGACACCCGAGAUGGUGAAGCGCGCGGCGGAUCUCGAGCGGGGCUUCGACGGCAUCAUGGUCGACAUGUCGCACUACGACGACAACCUCGAGAAGACGGCCGAGCUCGUCAAGUACUGCAACGACCGCGGCAUCAUCACCGAGGCGGAGCCCGGGCGCAUCGACGGCGGCGAGGACGGCGUGGGCGACCUGUCCGAUCUCGGGCUCGAGGCGAUCCUGACCACACCGGAGCAGGCCGAGGAGUUUGUCGCGACGGGGAUAAACUGGCUCGCGCCUGCGUUUGGCAACGUGCACGGAAACUACGGCCCGAAGGGCCCGCAGCUGGACUACGAGCGGCUGAAGCGCGUGCACAAGCAGGUCGGCGACCGCGUGAGUCUGGUGCUGCACGGGGCCGGGGCCGAGUGGUUCCAGGAGAAGCUGCUGCGCGAGUGCAUUGACUGCGGCGUGGCCAAGAUGAACAUCAACGACGCGUUCAACAACGACUUCACGCGCAUCAUGCAGGAGCAGGCCGGCAAGACGCCCAUCACGGGGCUGAUUGAGCAGGCGACGGACGCCAUGCAGAAGAGUAUCGAGCAGUACAUGGAGUGGAUGGGUUCAGCAGGCAUGGCGGACAAGAUCCAAUAGAGGAAGAAAUAGAAGGAUUCGUUUCGUAUAUA